CGCGGGAACCCGGAAGGCGCUGCGCUUGAACUGCGGCGAGUUCCGAGGCCGCCGGCCGCGCAGGGUCUGAGGAGGUCUCCGGGCCGGCUCGCCGCGGCAGGGGCGGUUCCCAAGCCCCGACCCAGCUUGUAGAAAUGGGACGCCGGUCAUCAGAUACUGAAGAGGAGAGCAGAAGCAAGAGAAAAAAGAAACACCGUAGACGGUCAUCUUCAAGCAGUUCUUCAGAUAGUAGAACUUACAGCCGAAAGAAAGGCGGAAGGAAAUCAAGAUCAAAGUCGAGAUCUUGGUCCAGAGACCUUCAGCCACGUUCACAUUCUUAUGAUAGAAGACGCAGACAUCGGUCAAGCAGUAGUUCUUCUUAUGGCUCUAGAAGAAAACGAAGUAGAAGUCGUUCAAGGGGUCGAGGGAAAUCCUAUAGAGUUCAGAGAUCUAGGUCAAAAAGCAGAACAAGAAGGUCCAGGUCAAGACCUCGGCCACGUUCCCACAGUCGCAGCAGUGAGAGGUCCAGUCACAGAAGAACCCGCAGCCGGUCUCGGGAUCGAGAGAGACGGAAAGGCAGAGACAAAGAGAAACGGGAGAAGGACAAGGACAAGGACAAGGGCAAGGACAAAGAGGCACACAGCAGCAAACGAGGGGAAUCUGGAAACAUCAAAGCUGGAUUAGAACAUCUGCCACCAGCUGAGCAGGCCAAAGCCAGACUGCAGCUGGUUCUUGAAGCUGCUGCAAAAGCUGAUGAAGCAUUGAAAGCCAAAGAAAGAAACGAGGAAGAAGCAAAGAGAAGAAAGGAAGGAGAGCAAGCCACCUUGGGAGAACAAGUAAAACGAGUGAAGGAAAUCGAAGCCAUCGAAAGUGAUUCUUUUGUCCAGCAGACAUUCAGAUCAAGUAAGGAAAUUAGAAAGGUGGUGGAGCCUAGUGAAGUGACGCAUGCGACUUCAACGGCAGGCCCAGCGUCAGUAGUUGCUGACCCACCCAGUGCUGAAAGGGAAGUAGACCCUGCCAUCCCCACUGCGAUCAAGUACCAAGACGACAACUCCCUGGCUCAUCCAAAUUUAUUUAUCGAGAAAGCGGAAGCUGAGGAGAAGUGGUUCAAGAGAUUAAUUGCUCUCCGACAGGAAAGACUAAUGGGCAGCCCUGUGGCCUAAGCAGUACACCUGUGAUUGAACUGACAGUAGCAUUGGAAAUUUAGGUUUUCAAAUCCCAAUAUUAACUUUUACUCUUAAAGAAUUUAACUGCUUAUAAGUAAAGAUAAUCUCAUUUCUUUCUCUUUUGUGGGCUUGAAUAUUUGUUGAUUUGUAUGAAAUUUCACAAUGCAUGAAAAUGUUUUACUGUUAAAACUAAUCAUAAAAACAUCAGUGUUAAAAUAACUCAUACUCAGUAGUGUUUCUUAAUACAGCAUGAAAAAGUCAUGUAAAGACCCAAUAUUGAUUGAUUAUGUGUAUAUAAUCAAUAUUGAUUGUAUGCUAUAAAUUUGAGAUUCCCUCUGUGAAUCUCUUAUCUCACCCUAUUGAAAAUGUUUAGAUACAAUAAAAUGCACCCUAAGCAGUCUAAGCAAAAUGAACAUGUUAAACUUAAAGGAAUAACAUGUUAAUUUGAAGAGUCUCUUGAAAAUUAAAUGAAGGGAUGGUUUUUGACUAGAGAAAGAAACUACUGGUGUCCCUUUUUACCCCAAAGCAAAUCCCAGCUCAGCCUUAGAGAAGUCAUUUGCUUAUGUGGACCUAGCUAGUUGGUCACGUGCCUCUGCAGGGAACCUGCUCUCGCUCUGGUCAUCCCUGGCCACUGCUGUCCCUGUGGAGGGGCAAGCUGAAUGCUACCUGGGUGAGACUCUGUCCUCACCCAGUGAAUCACCGUCCACGUGCAGCCCUGUGCGCAUACCAGCGGAAGUGCUCUGGCCUCACCUUGCAGAGCAGUCGCCUUCCCCGCUGGGCUCAGAGGUCCAGCCACUCCCGUUCUGUCUCAUGAAGACUAGCGCCUGCGCCCAGCAAGCAGGAGAGGCCUCAGGGGAGGGUCACCAAUGUGCAGGACAUUUGGAUGCCAUCUUUUUAGUAUUUCUGGAACUACUAAAAUUGUCAUCUAUUGAAAAUGAAAAUUGUCUGAUGUAAAGCCAGGUAUGUGUGGUUUUUAAUAUAGACACAAAAAUUUUCAGUUCAUAAAGAGGUUAUUGUUUCUGAGGUAUUUUGCAUUUCAUUCUUUGUACAACUUAUAAACUGUAAAAGUUCUGUCACCA
This is a messenger RNA of Sciurus carolinensis (gray squirrel), 2224 nucleotides long. It is a transcript of the gene Rsrc1, whose product is annotated as arginine and serine rich coiled-coil 1. Gene Ontology annotation, biological process: alternative mRNA splicing, via spliceosome. Gene Ontology annotation, cellular component: nucleus; cytoplasm. The record is from RefSeq and is a predicted model, not a curated record. The coding region runs from base 135 to 1142 and encodes 335 amino acids. NCBI's taxonomy places the organism in Eukaryota, Metazoa, Chordata, Mammalia, Rodentia, Sciuridae. The transcript has 10 exons.